CAGAUGCAUGGGCAGAUGAGUCUCCCAGAGUCCAACAAACCUCCAAAGAUGCCUGUCGACUACAGCGGGACGUGGGACGUUGUCAGCAACAUCAACUCUGAAGCAUACAUGGUCGCACUUGGCAUUGAUUUUGCAACACGCAAGAUUGCCUCGAUGUUGAAGCCCCAGAAAGUGAUUAAGCAAGACGGAGAUUGCUUCAUAAUCCGGACAUUCACCACUUUCAGAAAUUAUGAGAAUUCAUUCAAAAUUGGUGAAGAGAUCAAAGAGGUGACAAAAGGGUUGGACAACAGGACAGUUCAGUCGGUGGUGAACUGGAAGAAUGAUAAGCUGGUGUGUGUGCAGAAAGGAGAAAAGAAGAACCGGGGGUGGACUCACUGGAUGCAGGGGGACGAGCUACACCUGGAACUUACUUGUGAGGAUCAAGUCUGCAAGCAAAUCUAUAAAAGGACUCUUUGAAUGUGUCUUCAAAAGAAUCAGACUUCCUACUCCAUUUGUGUUUCCAGGAAAUGAAAAAGCAGCAUUUUCUACACACCCUUUCAAUAAAGAGCAUGGCAUUUGAAAAUA
This is a messenger RNA of Notothenia coriiceps (black rockcod), 564 nucleotides long. It is a transcript of the gene rbp7b, whose product is annotated as retinol binding protein 7b, cellular. The record is from RefSeq and is a predicted model, not a curated record. NCBI's taxonomy places the organism in Eukaryota, Metazoa, Chordata, Actinopteri, Perciformes, Nototheniidae. The coding region runs from base 4 to 456 and encodes 150 amino acids. The transcript has 4 exons. Gene Ontology annotation, molecular function: lipid binding.